Molecule: messenger RNA, 1104 nt
Organism: Cercopithifilaria johnstoni
Lineage: Eukaryota; Metazoa; Nematoda; Chromadorea; Rhabditida; Onchocercidae
Source: the annotation of a GenBank genome assembly
AUGGGGAAUACGCGGGCAGGUUAUGGGAAAGAUCAAUUGAAAAUAAAUGAAUUCCAAUAUAUCAGGAAUAUGCGGGCAGACAGAGACAGCCAUCAUCGGCAAGAAGAAAAAGAUCGAUUGAACAUUCCGUUGAAUUUACCUGACAGUGAGUGCCUAACGAUUAUUUCAUGUUCCGAAGAGAUGGCCGAUAUGAUAAUUGGAAUUGAAAAUAACAGAACCGAAUUUGAAAAGGAAGAUGACAGCGAAAGGAGUAUUUCAAGCAACGACGAUUUCGAAAUCAUUGGCGGUCAAGCGCGAAUAUCCGAAGAUGCAGCUAGUGGUGAUGGGAAGUCGAAUGAUCCACUAAUUGAUUUAUUUAAAAAGCAUGUCGUGAAACGACAUGUGCGAACAUCAUCUCAUGAUUUGCAACGAGAACGAGCAGUGAAAUCGCCAAUGUUAACAUGCGCUACAAAGAUUAGUAACGGAGAGAAGCACAAUGAAACUCAAAGCAAAGAUGAUCGUUCAUAUACAAUGUGGAAAAUACUGUAUGUCGUAACAAUUGGGAUUUUUGUUUUUCAAUUGCAAUUACUUCUUAAGGAUCUAAAGGAAAUUUUUGAGGAAAAUGAACAUCGUAAUGAGACAUUGGAAGAAACAAUUAUCGAACAACAGGAAAUAAUCGAGAAAUUAGAAAAGCAACUUAAGAGCUGUGCACCAUUAGAUGAUUAUAGCCUACCUGUUCGUGUUGAAGAGGAACGUGCCAAUGCAUUCGAGAGGAAAGAUGGUUUCAAUUAUUUUUUCGUGAUUGUGGACUGGAAGAAGAGUGAUCGAGGAAUAGCACAACAACAUCUUCAUCUGGCAUUCAAACAAAGUAAUUCCAGUAUUUACGUUUACGACCACGGUCCUUUAUCUGGAAGAUAUUUCACUGUCGGCGAUCGAAUAAUCGAUAUUGAUGGGAUUACGUUUAUCAAAGCUGCUGAUUUAAGAGAUCGAAUUCUAUGGUCGCAUCAUAACAAAGAUCAUUUUACGAGUAUCAUCGAACGUCCUGCAACGGAACAAGCAGUACGUACCGUAUCAACGCUCUUGCAGCCGUCGCUGUCCACAUUUUCUGUCAUACUGUCAGUUUAA